Naegleria fowleri is the source of this 2370-nucleotide messenger RNA. RefSeq lists its product as uncharacterized. NCBI's taxonomy places the organism in Eukaryota, Heterolobosea, Eutetramitea, Acrasida, Naegleriidae. Gene Ontology annotation, biological process: regulation of DNA-templated transcription. The transcript has a single exon. The record is from RefSeq and is a predicted model, not a curated record. The coding region runs from base 1 to 2370 and encodes 789 amino acids.
AUGCAACAACCAAAUGGUUCUCAACAGCAAGACUCCUCGUCUGUACAUCAUCAAACGAUAAACAACAACACAAAUGAGGCCUCUCCAUCACAGUCGUUUAGAUCAUCAUGUUGUUCCUAUUCAAACAUGACCGGAUCCUUCGGAGAAAUGUAUUACCGAUUGCUUAAGCGAUUUAGGACAGAACAAUUAGAAAAAGACUUGUACAAUCAUCAUGUGAUGAUUACCACAGAUUCCUUACUUCAUGCCUUCCACUACAGUUACAAAUCAAUUUUAGAGUCGAUUGAAGUGCAAAUAUUAUUUCCGAAAAGCAAACGACUCUUUGCCAAUCUAUAUGAGUUGAUGAAACAUACCUUUAUACCGCACCGAUUUUCAGCGUAUCAAAUACAAAACUCUCACUCCAAUGAAUUAAUACCGUCCAAUGAAUUUAGACCAUUAGGUCUCUUGGAGCAAGGAUUGGUAGAUCUAGAUUUUUAUAUCACACUCUCCUUUUCCCUUAUUGUUGACAAGGUUGAACAAGUAUUUUUUCCCUCUAAUGCUCACGAUGUUCAAUAUUUGUUUGAUCUCAUUCAUAGGCGUUCGGGGAGUGAGUUUAGCUCAUCAUGUUGUCUCUUUACAAUAUUCGGUGAAAAAAGGUUUUUCGAAUUUAAGCGUUAUCAACCAAAUUGGUACUACAUUCGAGAUUAUAUGAAUAAUUAUUUCAAGCUUAUUAGUUGGUGUGGAAACACCCAUCUUGACCUUACAAACUUGAGACAAUUUACAUUAAUGCUGUUGUUAUGGCUUCUCAUAUGCGAGUCAAAUUCCCUCGAUAAGGAAUAUACGCAAAUUGAACAUUGUUUUACAACCAUGAUUGGUCCAGCAGACUCUGUAAAUUGUGAAGGAAUAACCAGAUUUUUAUUUGAUUAUUUUGGUCUGGAACAGAACGAGAUUAGUCUUAACAAGCUUGGUGACAAACUCUAUACAACACUAACUUUACCUGAUGGAGAGAAGGUUGUCCGAGAAAUGCAAAAUUACGCUCUCAACAAAAAAUUAGGAUUGAAUUAUAUUGCCAAUUCAACUCUAAAAUCAACUCAGGACGGAAUUGGAUAUGAAGAAAGUUUUACUUUUUGCUUAUUUGGCCAAAAGUUCACUGUAGAUUCUUUUAUAUUUUCAAAUGUCACUUUUGAUAGGUUAUCUGAUUCUGAAGGAACAAGACUACUUCCACGAAUAAUUCCAACUGUGUUAGACCUUGCAUAUGCAAUAUUUGGAGCUGAAAACGUGGCAGAGAAUUUCAUUCGAAACACAGAUCCUUAUUUUGAUGUGGUAUUACCGAAAUUAAGAGAGUUGCGAAGUUCCCUGCAACAAUUAGAAUCCUGCAUGAUGCCUUCGAGCAUCCAUAACUUGUGGCUCCAAACCAUUCAGUCACUCAGCUCGUUCACAUCCGACGAUUUGUUUUCUUCGUGCCAAAACUAUGAAUUCAAAACUCCAAUCACUCAGUUUGCAUCAUAUUCCCAUUUAAAGUAUGACAGCUCACUUUUUGCUAAACAGCACAUUGAGACAGAUAUUGAACCCAUGCUACUCAAGGAAGUCUUUGAUAUUGAUACUGAGGCUUCUGAGUUUAAGAACAUUCAGUUUUUAGUUGACGGAAAUGUGCAAUUUUUCAACAAGUUUCUUUCAUUGUUACGGUUCUUGCAUGAUCUUCUGAAAAGUGACGAAAUGUUCAGCAAAAUGCCUAUUAGCGAAGAGGCUACCCUAUUUUAUGAUAAUUUCAUCAAGACCAUUCAAACACUCAUGAAUAUUCACCAAAAGCAGUGCCAAAAUCAAUCACUCUCGCAACAAGAAACCGCCUUCCUCUCAAAUAUUAUUUUCGCAGAAAAAGACACUCUCAAUAUUAAUCAAAGACCUGAAAGUUUGAGGCAAACUUUUGGAGACGCCACUACCUCUCAAAAUUAUAAGGUUUUUGGAUGGUAUCCAAACCUCUUUUUCAAGCGUGACGAUGCAGGUCGUUUCAAACCAAUUGUUAUCGACAUUCACAGGUAUCCAGAUGUUGACAAUGGAGCGAUUCUUUGGGAAGCAGUGGGUGCCUGCCAACUGCUGGAGUAUGUCGAUCACGAGUCAGGGCUCAAGUUUUAUGGUCCCAUGUUUACACAAUAUGAGUUUGUCACACCCUAUUCUACCACGCUUAAUAAUGCAACAUGGAAAACUAAAUUGAAAAAUCCCAAGCUUGAAUGUAAUUCAUGGAUGUCCAGCUUGAGUUCUGAUGCAUGCUUGGGAGCAAAUUUCAUUGGAUACUCUCGACUGGACCAUUUCACAUGUGCAGAGUAUACCACUCAGUCUCAGACACCAUCAUUCAACUCUUCUCCAAACAGUCCAAGCCCCCAAUCGAUGCAGUAA